UCUAAAGAGAAAAUGGCCACAGAGGAACACAAAAAACUAGCAACAAUCAUCAAAGAUGUCCACGAAUCUCUUCGCGUAUUGAGCAAGGAAUUGGGACCAACUGAAGCAUGGAAUCAUCAUGUACAGAACACAGAUCGUCUUAAAGAAUACGCUGAUGCAAUGCGUAAACUAGCCACUAUUUGGGAAGACAACUCCACCAAUGUUGACCUGUUAGCACGAAGUAGAAUCAAAUGGACGAUAGACUAUUGUAUGAGUUACUUUUUGGCAAAUGGAAUUCUUCUAGAAAAACGUGCCCGUGAGGAGAGACUUCUGGAAUCCCUAGAUUACGAUAAUAGUCUAUGUAAAUAUCAUCAAGAAACUCCACACCUUCGAGUUCUGGAUGUGGGAAGUUGUUUUAAUCCAUUUAAAAAUAUGGAAUACUUUGAAGUUACAGCAAUUGAUUUGUGUCCAGCUACAGAUACUGUUUUCGAAGGUGAUUUUUUAAAGAUAGAAAUCUCUCCCGAGGAAGGUACAGACAUUUGUCCAGCAAAUGGCAAAAUUCACACCCUUCCAGCAAACUAUUUCCACUGUGUAGUUUUUAGUUUACUCUUGGAAUACAUUCCAUCAUCUGAACAAAGACUGCAAUGUUGUCGAAAGGCUUAUGAACUUUUGAAGUUCGAAGGAAUCCUUAUAAUCAUCACACCGGAUUCGCAGCAUGUGGGCAAGAAUGCGGCGAUUAUGAAGAACUGGAGGUAUACUUUGGCAACGCUUGGUUUCAAUCGUAUCAAAUUCGAAAAACUUCCCCACAUCGCUUGUAUGGUUUUUCGUAAGUCGAUUGAUAUCCGUUUGCCUCAGAGGUGGGCAGCCACACACAAGGAAUCGUAUAUGAGUCUAUCAAUAGAUAUACCGCAGGACAAUAAAUAGCCAUAUUGUUAGGUUUUCAGCUCAG
This is a messenger RNA of Eupeodes corollae, 928 nucleotides long. RefSeq names its product S-adenosylmethionine sensor upstream of mTORC1 (gene Samtor). Gene Ontology annotation, biological process: negative regulation of TORC1 signaling. Bases 13 to 903 code for a protein of 296 amino acids. The transcript has a single exon. Lineage: Eukaryota; Metazoa; Arthropoda; Insecta; Diptera; Syrphidae. The record is from RefSeq and is a predicted model, not a curated record.